Messenger RNA from Sporisorium graminicola, 639 nucleotides. RefSeq lists its product as uncharacterized. The coding region runs from base 1 to 639 and encodes 212 amino acids. Lineage: Eukaryota; Fungi; Basidiomycota; Ustilaginomycetes; Ustilaginales; Ustilaginaceae. The transcript is spliced from 5 exons. The record is from RefSeq and is a predicted model, not a curated record. Gene Ontology annotation, cellular component: peroxisomal membrane.
AUGUCCGACCUCGAAAAGCGUCUGACGCAGAUUGCGCUCAAUCCCGCCUACCAUGACAUCUUCACCAUCAUCAAGGGGUUCCGCAAUGGUAUCGUGUACGGCGCCAAGAUUCGAUUCCCACAUGCGCUGGUCAUGACAUUCCUGUUCGGACGCGGAACACCACGCGAGAAGCUCACGUUCAUCUUGCGCGCUACCAAGCAGCACGCGCUCAACCUGGGCACGUUUACGCCGCUGUACAAGUUCCUCACCAUUGCCAUGCGUCGCGCGUAUGCAGCAAUGGGGGGCAAGGGGCCUGUCCCGAAGUGGCACAGCUUGGUAGCGGGUCUGAUUGGUGGAUACUACGUGUUUGGCGAGAGGACGCCGGUCAACGAACAGAUUGUGCUGUACACGUCGUCGAGAGUGAUCGCUUCCUUCCUGCCGAGGGCCGAUACGCCCAAGGACUGGCCAGCGGGCAAACCGAAACCGCCAAGCAGCUCGUGGUUCGCAGCAUACGCUACCCUCGCCUGGGGGAUGGUGAUGUACUUGCACGAGUACAGGCGCGAGACCAUCCAGUCGGGCAUGGUCAACAGCAUGGACUAUCUCUACCACAAUGCCGAAAAGUGGGACAGCUUGCGGAACCUCUUCUGGCACAACAAAUAG